Aureobasidium melanogenum CBS 110374 is the source of this 447-nucleotide messenger RNA. RefSeq lists its product as uncharacterized. The transcript is spliced from 4 exons. Gene Ontology annotation, cellular component: Golgi membrane. The record is from RefSeq and is a predicted model, not a curated record. Lineage: Eukaryota; Fungi; Ascomycota; Dothideomycetes; Dothideales; Saccotheciaceae. Gene Ontology annotation, biological process: vesicle-mediated transport. The coding region runs from base 1 to 447 and encodes 148 amino acids.
AUGACGAUCGCAGAAGAGCUUAGGUCGCGUAAUUUCAGUAUAUACGGCCAAUGGGCCGGUAUCAUCAGCAUGAUCUUGUGUUUCGGUCUCGGCAUUGGCAACAUCUUCCUCUUCCACUGGGUCAUCCUGUUCGCCGUGAUAUGCCUAAUCUGCUCGUUCAUCAUUCUCUUUGUCGAGGUCCCUCUCCUCCUUCGUGUCUGCCCGACGUCGUCCACAUUUGACACAUUCAUCCGCCGAUUCGAGACCAAUUACAUGCGCGCUGCGAUUUACCUUGCGAUGAGUGUCAUCCAGUGGAUCUCACUGGCCGUCAAGACGACCAGUCUUAUUGUCGCUGCAAUAAUCUUGCUAUUCACGGCUGUGUUCUAUGCAUUGGCUGGCGUCAAAGGACAGGACUUUGUCGGAAGCAAGACUUUGGGUGGUCACGGUGUCGCCCAAAUGAUCGUCUAG